AUGAAUAGUUUGAGAGAAAAGAUUAUUUGCAUCCUCGAUUUUCCCUCUUCGGUACAAGAAUCAAUUUUUUUCCAAAAGUUCCUGAAUGCAACAGAACAUGGCAUGUUAAUGAAAACUCGAAAAGUCAUGAAUAAACUUUGCAUUGUAUUUCGUCGACUGGAUUUAAAAAGUGUGUUUCUUCCAGUAGAUAAAGUCUUGUUUAACACCAUUUUGACCAUCUAUGAAUCACAUUUCUUAGCAGCUGGUAAACACGUUUUUACCACGAAUCUGAAUUGCGCUGAAACCAAGACUUUUGUGACUACUUAUGAACUAAGCCAAUGCGGGAACAGAAGUGAUUUUGAAAAAAGCUUUUCGAGUAAGAACACUGACAUAAACGGCACUAAUUUGAAGUUACCAAUUUUGAUAUUGACUUUCAAGACAACACUCACUGUUGGUUAUUCAAUAAUAAAAGUAGUAUUUAAAAUGGAGUCAAAAGAGCCACUUCCACCCAGCUAUGCAGACUCACAAAAUCAGCCACAGUAUCCCCCGACACAAGCAGAGUAUCCUCCAGUACAAGGGCAGUAUCCUCCAGCUCAAGGACAGUACCCCCCUAUGCAGGGUAACUACCCACCUCCUCAAGGACAGUAUCCGCCACAACAGCCACCCCCAGGAGCUUACCCAGAGAAGCAAGGACAAUAUCCACCACAACAGCCAGGAGGAUAUUACCCACCACCAACAAUGAUGCAGAAUACCAAUAACACCACUGUCGUAACUGUCCAAGCGCAACCAGCUCCACAAGUUCACUGCGUGGCUGUUGACAAUCAUUCUGGUUUAGCUUGGUUCGCCUGUCUGUGUUGUUGCUGGCCGAUUGGUAUUGCUGCUAUUGUUAAAUCGAACGAGGUUAACAACGCUAUAGCAGCAGGAGACUUCGUUCGAGCCCAGCGAGCGUCGGCAGAUGCACGGAAAUACGCUAUUAUUGCCAUCAUAAUUGGUUUAAUUGCUGUCCCUACGAUUAUUGUCAUAAACGUUUUGCGUGCGUCAAGUGCAUAAUAAUCAAAUUGAGCAUGAAUCUGAAACUUCAAACAGGAUUAAUUUCUUUUUUAGCUACCGAUAUUCACAAAGAAAAUGUCUGCGCGUCAAAACAAAAGCAGAUAUAAGUUUUCUAGCAUUAGGCGCACAAGCAACUAAUAUUUGUCUCGCAUUUCUGUUUCUUUUUAAUAGAUAACUUUUUUAAAUAAUUAAAUUUGUCGUAUUAAAAUUUGCAAAAUCAAACACCUUAUCUCUUUAAUAAUAGCCGUCGUCUGUCUGUCUGUGUGUACGCGAAAGCCAUGUCCUGUAACGGAAACACGAAAUUUUUAAAAUGUGCACCAAUACCAAAUGCGAUAUACUUCGGUCCGCUUUGUUGCAACGGGUUGAUUUAUAGGACGGGCGACCCCGUGGAUUUUUCCACGGGAUAACGACUAUUAUAGGAUAUUAACAUUUCACUUAAUCAACGCAGUUUUGAAUUUCGCGUGUUUAUUAAAUGGUCGUUCAUUUCAAUUAAUGUAGUCUUAAUUAACACGAGUAAUUAAGGAUGCAUUAAUUAAGUUACAUGGUAAUUAAAUAUACGUUAAUUUUUUGAAAUUUAAUAAUAUUUUCACAUUAGAGUCGUUAUUAUUGUAGCUGACAAAUGCGCAUAAGAAAGUAGAUUUAAAAUA
Molecule: messenger RNA, 1676 nt
Organism: Hydractinia symbiolongicarpus
Lineage: Eukaryota; Metazoa; Cnidaria; Hydrozoa; Anthoathecata; Hydractiniidae
Product: proline-rich transmembrane protein 1-like
Exons: 6
Coding region: 1-1029 (342 amino acids)
Cellular component (GO): membrane
Source: RefSeq, a predicted model, not a curated record